Messenger RNA from Leptonychotes weddellii (Weddell seal), 1200 nucleotides. The record is from RefSeq and is a predicted model, not a curated record. NCBI's taxonomy places the organism in Eukaryota, Metazoa, Chordata, Mammalia, Carnivora, Phocidae.
UCAGCCCCACGACUCCUUCCUGCUAAAACCUCCUAUGGCUCCCCAGUGCCCACAGGAUCGAGACCAAUCAGCUGAGCUUGUAAGACCCUUUGACCCACCCUGGCCCUCACUUACCUGUCCAGCCACCUCUCCCCUGUGAGGGAAACCACAACUAUGACAACCACACCCUACUAUUCCGCAUGAGCUAAGCACUGUCCCCUCCAAGUCUUUGCUCACUUGUGCCUCCUGCGGAAUGCCUUCUCCCCAAACUUACCUGAUGGAAAUCCACUUUGCAUGCCAGGUCUUUUUGGGGUCCUUUCUCCCACUGAGCUAUCAUUAUGCCGGGUUGCCUCCCCACCUGGACUUUGGAGCUCCAGGAAAACUGGGCCAGGUCCAAUGCACAUUGGCCCUCCAGGGCCCAGUGCAGAGCCUGGCAAGGAGCAGGUGCUCAACAGACAUGCCCCGUAUCCAAGAGAGACUUUGGUUCCGAGCUGGCACAGUCCUGCCCCAGGGUGGCUCGUUCUUGGUGACUCCAUCCCCCACUCCAGGCAGACUGACCAGGAAGGAAACUGGCCAGAGUGGACGCAAGUACCCGUCUGUCCCCCACCACCUCAGAGCACUAUAAACCCGGGGCCCUUGAUUGGGGGUCACAGUCAACGGCCUCAGAGUUCCUGGCUGUUCGGACCACUGCAGACACCUUUCCUGGCUACCCUACUCUGAGCUUCAGACACCAUGAACCCUCCCUCUACAAAGGUCCCCUGGGCCGCCGUGACGCUGCUGCUGCUGCUGCUGGUGCUGCCGCCCGCGCUGCUGUCGCCCGGGGCGGCCGCGCAGCCCCUGCCGGACUGCUGCCGCCAGAAGACGUGCUCCUGCCGCCUCUACGAGCUGCUGCACGGCGCAGGCAACCACGCGGCCGGCAUCCUCACCCUGGGCAAGCGGCGGCCCGGGCCCCCCGGCCUCCAGGGCCGGCUGCAGCGCCUCCUGCAGGCCAGCGGCAACCAUGCGGCCGGCAUCCUCACUAUGGGCCGCCGCGCAGGCGCGGAGCCAGCGCCGCGCCCCUGCCCCGGGCGCCGAUGUCCCGCGGCCGCUGCCGCCCCGUCUGCAGCGCCUGGAGGGCGAUCCGGAGUCUGAGCCCUUGAUCUUGCCCAGUUCUGGCCCUGCCCUCUCCUCCUUGUCCGCCCGGUGUCAGCCCUCAGAAAAAGGGCAAUAAAGACGAGUCUC